Symbiodinium natans is the source of this 657-nucleotide messenger RNA. The record is from the annotation of a GenBank genome assembly. Lineage: Eukaryota; Dinophyceae; Suessiales; Symbiodiniaceae.
AUGGCGUCCCUGGCCUAUGCAGAUGCGAUCAGAGACCUCAAGUUCAACUCUUGUCUGGAAACCAUUUCAGAGAACUCAGAGUUGUGCUUGAGCACAGACUGCAGCGACGUUUCGGGUGAAAGUCCGAAAAGCUUCGAUGCAGCCGAAGCCCUUCUGUUCUUCGAUUGGGAUGACACGCUGCUUCCGACCAGCUGGAUUUCUCAGCAGGGAUGGUUGAACGAAGAUGGUGGCCUGGACUCCGUCGAUGAAGUCAGUUUGACUCGGGAACAGCAGGUCCUGCUACAAGAGCUGGAGGUCAAUGUUGAACAAACUUUGUUAACGGCCAUGGCAUAUGGCAGGGUCGUUAUUGUGACGAAUGCCUUGGAGGGAUGGGUGGAGACAAGCUGUGCAGCCUUCCUUCCAGGUUUGCGCCCUCUCCUGGAUGAAUUAGAUAUUGUCUCCGCCCGUUCAACUUAUGAGAGCCUCGGGGAUGCUUCGCCGACAGCUUGGAAGCGGCGAGCCUUUGCAGAUGUGAUCCUCGCGGCCAGCGGCGAGAUGGAAGACAGCAGGCCGAACCUUGUGUGCGUCGGCGACUCGAUGUAUGAGCACGCCGCACUAUCUGCUGCCGUACAGGGAUUUUCAGAGACCUGCACUGCAGGUAUCCACUGGGUACGCUAG